AUGGCUUCCUCCAGCAUUCUCCUGUCUGAAGAGCAGUUCCUGUGCUCUAUCUGUCUGGAUGUGUUCACUGAGCCACAAGCCCCACCCUUAAAGAGACACAAACUGAUCGACCCUGUGGAGAACCUGGAAGACAGGAUCUGUAAGAAACAUGACAGACUCUUGGAGAUGUUCUGUAGGACUGACCAGACAUGUGUGUGUCAGUUAUGCACUGAGGCAAAACACAAGACUCAUGACACUGUCCCUAUAGAGGAAGAGUGUAGAGCGAGGAAGGCUCAGCUUGGGAAAACUGAGGCAGAAGUGCAGCAGAUUAUCAAUGGGCGACUGAAGAAGGUUAAAAAGAUCAGACUCUCAGUAGAUCUCAGCAAGAGAGAUGCAGAGAGAGAGAUAGCAAAGAGCAUGCAGGUCUUCACUGCUCUGGUGUGCUCCAUUAAGAAAAGCCAGGUUGAGCUUGUUCAGGUAAUUAAGGAGAAGCAGAAAGCAGUACAGAGGCAGGCUGAAGGGAUCAUUAAAGAGGUGGAGCAGGAAAUCACUGAGCUAAAGAGGAGAAGCAAUGAUCUGAAGCAGCUCUCACACACUGAGGACCCCUUCCAACUUCUCCAGAGCUUCAUAUCCCUAGCGUACAAACGUCCACCCACCAAGGACUGGUCUGAGAUCAGUGUUCACAGUGAUCUGUGUGUGGGGACUGUGUGGAGAGCUGUGUCUCACCUGGAGGAGACACUGAAUAAAGAGAUGGAGAAGCUGCCUGGAGUCAAACUGAAGAGGAUUCAGCAGUAUGCAGUGGAUGUGACUCUGGACCCUGAUACAGCAAACCCCUGGCUCAUCCUGUCUGAGGAUAGGAAACAAGUAAGACAUGGAAACACACCACAGAAUCUUCUAGACAAUCCAAAAAAGUUUGAUUGUCAUCCGUUUGUCCUUGGAAAGGAUGGCUUCUCCUCAGGAAGAUUUUACUAUGAUGUGAUUGUUAAGGGGAAGACAAGAUGGACUUUAGGAGUGGCCAGAGAGUCCACUGACAGGAAGGGGAUUAUCACACUGAGACCUGAGGAUGGACUAUGGACUGUGUCCCGAAGGGAUGAGAAUGUGUACCAUAACUGUUCCUCCACCCCUGUCCUCCUCUCCCUGAGAAAGAAGCCCCAGAAGGUGGGGGUGUUUGUGGACUAUGAGGAGGGUCUUGUCUCCUUUUAUGAUGUGGAGGCCAAGUCUCAUAUCUACUCUUUCACUGGCUGCACCUUUACAGAGAAACUCUUUCCAUUCUUCGGCCCCUCUGAUAAUGAUGAUGGUCAAAACUCAGCCCCUCUCAUCAUCUCUCCUGUCAAUCGCACACACUGAUUAAACAAUGCAGAAAGGGAAUGGAUAAUUCAUUAAUUGCAUUAAUAAAUCAUUAAAUGUAUCAAUUUAGAAAUUAUUAUAUUCAGUCAGUCGACAUGACACAUUAUAUUUUCCAUGGAUGUCCUCUGAAAUCUCAUCAUCAAAUGAAAAUGGAAACUUCUUCACUCUGUUAGGACAGAUUGAAUAUUACUGUGGAAGGGGUGGUCCGAAAUAGGGGAGGGUUGUCAAACCUUUUUUAUUGUUUUGGGGAUGGAUGUGUGUUUUCUUUUUGGGGGGGUGGUGGGGGUAGUGCAAU
Messenger RNA from Salvelinus fontinalis (brook trout), 1621 nucleotides. RefSeq names its product E3 ubiquitin-protein ligase TRIM21-like. Gene Ontology annotation, molecular function: zinc ion binding; protein binding. Bases 1 to 1326 code for a protein of 441 amino acids. The record is from RefSeq and is a predicted model, not a curated record. Lineage: Eukaryota; Metazoa; Chordata; Actinopteri; Salmoniformes; Salmonidae. The transcript has 2 exons.